Messenger RNA from Marchantia polymorpha subsp. ruderalis, 5183 nucleotides. The record is from the annotation of a GenBank genome assembly. NCBI's taxonomy places the organism in Eukaryota, Viridiplantae, Streptophyta, Marchantiopsida, Marchantiales, Marchantiaceae.
GAGCGACCGAACAACUGUCGCCUGUCGUCUUGUGCUGUAGGCACGAACCUCUGUGGGCGUCUCGCGACACAGUGCCCUGAAGCCCAAGCCCAAGCCCAAGCCCAACCCCCGUCUUCUAUAACCAGAAGUCCUUGCGGCGGUUCUCCCCCCCACACCUUAACCCCACCCCCAUCCCCAACCCUCUCGGAGUGCUGGUCAGAGCAAUUCAAGCAACAUCAUCGGGCCGGACCGACACCCUCGACCUCGACCUCACCCUCACCUCACCUGAAGCCAGCGCGAGCUUUUGCCUCUCGACUGCAGGCGAUCGUUCAGGGAACGCAAUAGAAGGAGAGGGAAUGGCAUGGAAUGAAUGAGAAUUGCGUGCGUGCAUGUGCGAGAGAGCUGCUCCAAGGGAGCUGACAGUCUCAGGAAUUGUGACGGCCAUGUCCUCAUGCGAAUGACAGACGACGUACUGCAGACCCAAGGCCUCGCUCGCGGCGUGUGUACUAUAGAAGAAUAAAACGAGGGCUCGGAUCCACUUCCCCUCGUAUCCUUGAAAUCCUUUCUCAGCUGCUGGGGCAGUCCGGAGCCUGCACGCACAGUGGUCAUCACACACUAGAAUCAAUCACCCGCUGCGGAUCGAGCUCACUCACUUCGUAACAGCUCACGAGAGACAGAUUCAAGGCAGUUAGAGCCCAGCGAGCGUCGGUCCGUCGUAUCGAGUCCAGGCGGAUCUGCGACGAUCGUCACAUCAUCAUCAUCAUCAUCAUCAUCAUCCUGCACAUCAAGCACCACAGUCGUCCGCGGGGUAACUGGAUCAUUUAACUCGAAACGCCAUCGCUCGUCCCGGGAGGAAUUUUGAUUUCGUAGCUUUAGAGAAAAUUCUGAAGCGGAAGCAGAAGCAGAAGCAGGAGCUGGAGCGUCCGAAGCAGGAGAAGCAGCAGCAGCGGCAGCUAUCGUCGACCGAUCGAGCGAAUUCUCCGAGUGCGUGCAGACACGAGCUGAAGAUCAGUUGGCAUCAGUCGACAAGCAAUUGUAAUUCCCAGGGCGGGCAAUUCCGCACAGGCCAUAGAUACAGGCGCCACGAUUCCCGGGCCAGCUCGAUUUUAUGCCCUCUCUUUCCUCCCCUCCCCUCUCCCCCUCCCUCUCCCUCUCCCCAUCUCUUCCCCACCUUCCCCCCAUCUAUCCCUCUCUCCCUCUCUCCGGCAUGGGCUCGAGAGAGCAGGAGCAGGAGCAGGAGCAGCAGGCGCAGCGGCAGAGGAUUGGACAGGACCGCAGCGGGUGCGAGACGAGCAGUAGCUAGACGCAAUCGGAAGCAGUAGACUGAGAUCACACGGAGGUUCAUUGAACAAUACUUGUCUAUACUCAGAGGAGCGCAGGAGCUCGAUGUAGGUCACGGCGUGCAGUAGAACAAGGCACAGCUCCUCGUUAGUGUGUAGAGGUGAAGAUCAUCACGUCUGGAAUUUCUGGAAUUUCUAUCUAUCAGUAGGCAAUCAAUCAAUCAAUCGAUCGAUCGCCCACUCGAUUCGAUUCGAGAAUUCGGUUCGAGCAAUCUGGAUCGGUCCAGGGGCGUCGUCUCAUGUAAGGCAGCAGGCAGGGAGAGAUGAUCAGCGAGAAGCCAUGGGUGGCGCACAUCGAGGACGAGAUCAACAGUUUGGUGGAUCUGGAUCCUCGAGACCGCGUGCGAGGGUCGAUAUUCCGCGUGCCGCCGUCGGUGCGCAGAGUGAAGCCGCACCUGUACAGCCCGCAGAUCAUCCCGUUCGGGCUGUACAACGUGGAGCGCAUUCGGAGCGAGAAGAUGAGCCGCAUGGACAGGCUGAAGCUCGAGGUGGCGAGCCGCGUGCUGAAGAUCAUCAAGGCGCCCUACACCGAGUGCUACCAGCACUACGACGCCGCGCUCGACUGCCUGAGUCUGCCGCGAGUGACGCCCAACCAGCUGCACCCGAUCCUGGCCGACCUGGUGGCGGCGCUAAGCCGGCUGCCCUACGUGUCGACGGACUCGGAGGGCAAGCUGGAGAUGAUGCGCGGGCGGAUCGCGCACCUCAGAGCUAUGGCGCAAGCGCCGGGCUACGAGCUGCGCGAGCGCGAGUCCAAACUGCUGUCGGCGGAUCUGGACUCGGUGUUCCAGGUGUUCGCGCGGUUCCUCGAGCUCAACAGCGAGAGCAACAGGAAGAAUUGGAAGUGGCUGUGCAACAAAGUGGUCGGGGACGCGGCGGUGAUGGAGAUUUACGACGACGUCUCGGACGUGUACGAGGGCGCCGCGCGGUCGCUGCUCACGCUCGACGCUGUUUUUCUCGUGGCCUUCAUGCUCUCGCUGCACUCGGGCCCGGCGCCCGAGUCGAGGAUUCUGAUCGAGGAGCUCGGCUGGUUCAACCCCGUGCUCGAUGUCUUCCGGCAGGAAGGAGUGCGUUGCAAUGCGCACGAGAUCGGGCUCGACAUGUGGCUCAUGGAGAAUCAGAUCCCGCUCGCCAUGAUCCGCAGCGCACUCGAGUGCAUGUGGGAGGUGUCGAAUCAGGCUGGAGGCAGCGCGAGCUCAGACAGGGCGCUCGUCACGCUCGUGCGCCAUGCCGUCAAGGGCGUGCUGCAUCUCGUGCCGGGGGACUGCUCUAAGCACACCACUUCGAUCGACGCGGUGCCUAUCCCCGAGUGCAAGCACCUCCUCGAGUGCUUGUACAGGGUCGUUUGCCCCAGCGUCAAGACCUCCGGCGGUAGCCGCCGCCCGCCCUUGCGACGUCACGCGCGCGCUAAGCCCUCGGGCGCCUCGGCGGCGGACUUCGCAGCGCGCUCCCGCGGCCUCGACGCGCGACCCUCCCAAAGCGCGGCCUCGUCGCGCGCCGACAUCGAGUCGCGGUACCCGAGCGCCUCGGCGACAGGAGGCGUGCCGCUGUUAGCCCCGUCGCCGUCGUGCCCGAAUUACCCCCGCCUUCCGCCGGAGCUGCAGCUGUACCCCCCGGCGCACUCGAGCUCGUUCCCGGGGUUCCAACCGUCGCCGCCGUCGUCCCCGACGGCGCGAGAGCCGUCGGCACCUGCGUCGCAUCCCAAUAAGCAGUACGACAACGCGUACCACCAGCGGCCCCCGUCGCACCUCGUGCUUGCGCCGCCGCCGCUGCCCACGUCCAUCGCGCCGUCGCUGCUGCCCUUCGGCGCGGCCUCAGGCUACCACAAGAGCGAGGCGUUCCGGGCGAACGGCGUGACGCACGUCCUGGCCAACGGCGAGACGCGGGAGAUGGACCGGUACGGACGCUCGAACGGGCACGGCGAGCCCGCUGCGCCGUCGGGGUGGAGCGACUCGGCCGCGUCGCCCGUCGGGACGGAUGACGAGCUCGAGCUCCCAUUCCGCGCCGCCGCGCGCCGGAGCCCGACGCCGCUGCCGGUGUCGGAUGUCGCGAUGCUGGACGAUGGGAUGAACCAGGUGGAGUUCACGCUGGCCGACUCGCGCGGGCGCAACAACUCCUACUCCACCGUGACCAUCGACAUCCCCGGCGGCCUGCCGGUCGGCAAGCGCCUGCUGGAGACGGCGCGCGCCGCGGGGGGACACUCGGGGCUGACCGUCUCGUCGGGCUGCGACGGCGGCCCCGCGGGCUACGUCUCGCUGGGCACGCUGCGCUCGGCGUCCCUGAGAACCAUCCGGACGAUUAAGAGCGCCCGCAGCUGGGCCGGCGCGCCGUGGCGCCUCGUGCGCCGGAUUCUGGCGCGGGUCGGGGCCGCGGACCGGAACUCGCGACUGGGGCACAAGGUGCCGUCGCGCGCCGCCUUCACUGCCCCCAGGGCUUCGCAGCCCCUCUGCUCGGGGGGCUCCGACACCAGGAUUACCCCCGUGCCGUCUGUGUCGCAGCUGAGGAAGGCGGGCAUCGGCAUCCGCAGCGGGUCGCAGGUCGGGUGCAAGCUGCUGCUGGGGGAAGGCGGGGGCUGCGGGUUUAUUAAGCCCACGCUCUUCCUGCCGAAGCUCGAGAUCGACGCGAGCACGGAGCGAAUUUUGCAAAACCUCGUGGCCUUCGAGCUGGUGAGCGCAUCGGAGCACGAGCUCAUGAGCUACCUCCACUUCAUGAACGGGCUGAUCAAAACGGAGGAGGACGUGCAAUGGCUGCAGCGCGGCAACAAGGCGGUGAUCUGGAUUCACCCGCUGAGCUCCGAGUUCGAGGUCGUCACCAUGUUCGGCUCUCUGCUGCAGAAUUGCUACUUUCUCGAGACCGGCAAAUCCCGCCAUCUCCGCCGCGAGCUCAGCAAGUGCUACAGCCGCUCGUGGCGCCACCGGUUCGCUUCGUUCGUGGACGUUCUCUGCACGCGCUCGUGGAUUCUCAUCUCGCUGAUCGUUGCCACGCUCAUCCUCGUGGUGCUGCAGACGGCGUACAUGCUUCUGGGUUUCUACCGCCUUGUGGAUUGAUCGAACUCAAAAACAUUGUACAUUAGUGUAUUUUACCCAAUUUAUACUCGACCUGGGUAGCUGUAGAAAGUAUAACAUUCUUAGUCUGAGCUAGAUACGGAGCGAGCGAGCGAGCGAGAGUCGCAAUCGGUUGCCCGAAGGCACGCGUGGGGUUUUCUACCAGAGAGCUUGUAGAUUUUGUGAGAUGGAGCGUACAGGAGCUUGCGGUCGGAGUGCGGGAAGCGAGUCAUCAUCAUAGUUCAUCUUCUCAGUCAGAGCCAACGCUUUCUUUCUUGUAAGACAUUGAAUUAGGAAUUGUCCCCCCUGGAGUCUCGGCGCUUGCACUCCGAAGCAACGCAUUGUGCAGAACGUACAGUAUCUAUGAGUUCAUAAUCUCUUCGUCGUUUUGUCAAACGCACUAUGCCACCUCGCCUCCCGUUUCCAUUCACCCGCAUCCUCGCCUUCCUGCUUCCAUUUUGCAUCCUCAUCCUGAUUCCGCCAUAUUUCAUUGAGAGAGAGAGGUUCCUGGUAAUCUGCAGCUUUUGUCACUUUGGACUCAUCGUGAACAUGAAACCUCUACCCUCCAAAACCAUUCGACGAAUUUGACUAAUUUGAACCCAUUUAGCCAAUUUCUGUAGUGACAAGUAACAGAAGCCACUAAAUGCAGACGAAGAUCUUCCAGACUCAUCGAUCUUUUGUGACGAGCAGAUCCAAGCUCUCCAGUGACAGUUAGUGUGUCUGAAAGGAUGAUCUGGAAAGCCCCUGAUUGCCAUUGGAGCCAUAGAAUCCUUCGAAAGGCGCAAACGAGACAAACCUUUGGUGAGACCACCCAGAGUACGUC